Messenger RNA from Aspergillus heteromorphus CBS 117.55, 1026 nucleotides. Its product is annotated as tyrosinase family protein. The record is from RefSeq and is a predicted model, not a curated record. Gene Ontology annotation, molecular function: oxidoreductase activity. The coding region runs from base 1 to 1026 and encodes 341 amino acids. Lineage: Eukaryota; Fungi; Ascomycota; Eurotiomycetes; Eurotiales; Aspergillaceae. The transcript has 4 exons.
AUGAAGUUCUCCCUGUACACCGGGGCUUUGGCGCUGGCAGCCGGGGCCACCGCUGCUGCCCUGCCCGAGGCGUCCGCCAGCCAGGCCUCCCAGGACGUGGCAUCCGACUACAUCCCGGGCUUCUUCAGCCGGACCUGCACCCAGGCCAAGAUGACCGUCCGCAAGGAGUGGCGCAACCUGACCAAGACGCAGCAGGACCACUUCCUCGACUCGGUCCAGUGCCUGAUGGACCGCCCCGCGCAAUCCGGCCUGACGGCGACGACCAGCCGGUUCAGCGACCUGCAGGCCCUGCACCGCGGCAUGACCAACACGGCCUCCGCCGAUAUCAUCCACCACGUGGGCCAAUUCCUUCCCUGGCACCGCUACUACAUGCAUAUCUACGAGACCCUCCUCCGGGAGGAGUGUGACUACACGGGCCCGAUCCCCUGGUGGAACGAGCAACAGGACGCGGACAGCGGCCACAUGUGGCAGUCCUCCAUGUGGGGGGCGGACGCCUUCGGGGGCAACGGCACCGGGGCGGAUCUCUGCGUGCGGGACGGCCGGUUCGCCAACCUGACGCUGCACAUCGGCCCCGGCGACGAGGACACCGACUACUGCCUGCGCCGGGCCUGGGAUACGGAGCAGGCGGUGGCCAACGCCAACAGCACCGCGCUGGACGCGUGCAACGCCUACACGACCUUCUCGCCGUGGUGGAACUGCAUCUCCAACAUCCCCCACAAGGGGGUGCACACCUAUAUCGGGGGCGUGAUGGCCGACAUCAAGUCCUCCCCCGGGGACCCCGUCUUCUUCAUGCACCACAUGUACAUCGACCGGGUCUGGUGGCUGUGGCAGCGACAGGAUCCCAUCAACCGCCUGUACGACAUCAGUGGGCCGACGCUGAACCAGACGGCCAACGUCGAGCCGGCUGGGGGCUGGCAGAACGCCACCCUCCACUACGAACUGUCCUCGUUCGACAUCAUGGCUAACACGACCAUCGGCGAGGUGAUGAACACCCAGGGAGGGUACCUCUGCUAUGGCUAUGACUAG